Messenger RNA from Lynx canadensis (Canada lynx), 3002 nucleotides. RefSeq names its product chromobox protein homolog 3-like. Bases 1305 to 1847 code for a protein of 180 amino acids. Lineage: Eukaryota; Metazoa; Chordata; Mammalia; Carnivora; Felidae. Gene Ontology annotation, molecular function: chromatin binding. Gene Ontology annotation, biological process: chromatin organization; negative regulation of transcription by RNA polymerase II. The record is from RefSeq and is a predicted model, not a curated record. The transcript is spliced from 2 exons. Gene Ontology annotation, cellular component: pericentric heterochromatin; nucleus.
UGAGCUGACGUUGGACUUAAGAUUAACCAACUGAGCCACCAAGGCACCCCUAGAUUUUAUUAAAAGUGAGAAACAUCUAUUUGAAAGCAUUGGAGACAUAUAAGACAGAGUCUAAGGUAUUAGAGAAAAAGGAAAUAAAGAGAGGUGAGCAGCUUAAUAUAUGCAGCUACUUUCUCCCAAGAGACAUUUGAUGAUUCUGAAUAAGUUAAGUACAGAGAAGCUGAGCAGCUGAACAGGACUGUUGGCAGUCUUACAGGGGUAAGGAGACAAAAAUUGGGAUUCAGAGCUUUCCAAAAGGAGGGGAUCUGGUAAACAGCCCAGUCUUCAACUGGGAACCUUGAGGGACUACACCCUGGUAAUAAAACUAGCACGAAAAUAGACGAGCACUCACAGAGACUGUAACUCAGAUCUGAAUCAAACCAAUCUCCGAUUAGACUAAGAAGUUAUACUCCUUGCUAACUGCCUGCCAGAAGCAAAGCAAAUCGUCUUCGGAGGAAUAUGACAUCAUCCAGGCUCUCAAAUUAUCGCUACAUUUUUCAUAUGGUGUCUGGCAUUAAACAAAUAGAUGAUAACAAUAACAACAACACCAGGCAUAACAGGAGCUAGGAACAAAUGACUGAAAACCAAAAGAAAAAAAAUGUUGUAAUUUAAACAGGUAUGUUGAAUAUAUUUUAAGAAUAAUCUAAUAAAAAUUCUAGGAUUGAAAUUAAGAACUCAGAGGAAAGAUUUCAAAGCAGAUUAGACUCAACUAAAGAGAUGAUUCAUGAACUUGAAUAUAGACUAGAAAAAAAUAUGUGGACUUCACUACAAUUACAGCAGGAUAAGAUUUUUAAGAAAUACCAAAAAGAAAGACUGGGAGAUAUAUGGGAUUUGGUGUAGACAUUUGUGUAAUUAGAGUCCUAGAAGAAAAGGAGAGAGAGUGUGUAGCAUAAACAAUAUUUGAACAGCAAAUAAUCUAAGGAUUUAAAAACCGAUAAAAGACAUAGAGGCACAGAUAAAUACAAAGAAAGUUACAACUAGACCCAUCGUUGUAAAAUAGGUAAAAAACAACUAAAGACAAAAACUGUAAAUGAAGUUAGUAUAAAAAAAUAAUAAAACACAUCUUGUUCAGGGGCACAAAAUAAGACAGCCAAAUUUUCAAUAAAAACAAUAGAAGCCAAAAAAUAAUGAAAUGAUAUCUUUAAAAGGCCAAAAGAAAGGAUGUGGCUGGAAUUUGAGGCGCACAGGGCCAGUGACGCUGCAGACCUGAGACCUGAAGCAGCCUAGAGGCAGUGAAAAAUAGCCCUGAACGCCUGCAAUAAAAAAUGGCCUCUAAUAAAACUACAUUGGAAAAAGUGGGAAAGAAACAGAAAGGAAAGAGUAAAGUAGAAGAGGCAGAGCCAGAAGAAUUUGUGGUGGAGAAAGUAGUAAAUGGGAAGAUAGAGUAUUUCCUGAAGUGGAAGGGAUUUACAGAUGUUGACAAUACUUGGGAGCUUGAAGAAAAUUUAGAUUGUCCAGAGUUAAUUGAAGCAUUUCCGAAUUCUCAAAAAGCUGGUAAAGAAAAAGACGGUACAAAAAAAGACUCUUUAUCCGACAGUGAAUCUGAUGAUGGCAAAUCCAAGAAGAAAAGAGAUGCUGCUGAUAAACCAACAGGCUUUGCCAGAGGUCUUGAUCCUGAACAAAUAAUUGGUGCUGCAGACAGCAGUGGAGAAUUCACAUUUCUCAUGAAAUGGAAAAAUUCAGAAAAGGCAGAGUCGGCGUUGGCAAAGGAGGCAAAUAUGAAGCUCACCCAGGCACCCCAAAUUGUAAUUCUUUUUUAUGAAGAGAGAUUAACUUGUCAUUCUUGUCUAGAAGAUGAAGCUCAAUGAUAUAUCAUUUGGGGGAGUUGUUAGGGAUUUUUUGCAUCUCUAGCACUGGUUACUUUGAAUAAAUAAAAGCUUCCUAUAGUUGCUUCCUUUAUCAGAAAAGAAUAUUUGAGACCAUGGUAUAUUAUUCCCCUGCAUUAGAGAGCACCUUUUCUUAAUGCUGGGGGAAAUCUUCAUAGUUGGUACUCAACCAGAAUUUGUGUUUAAUUCCUACAUGCCUAAGGACCAUUCUGGGCUUUUUGUUUAUUUGUUUUUUUUUUUGGUGUGUGUGAGUGUAUACAUAAAAAUACAUACAUAAAUGGUUUUCUUUGUAAAAAAAAAAAACAUUCACCCAAACAAAAGCAGAAUUUCAUGACCAUGGAUAAGCCCAUGUUUCUGGGAUGCCGUCAUUUUCAGCAACCUAAGAUAUAAAUCACUUAAAGUAAAUUGAAAUUUUUCCUGAACAGGCCUUAACUUUUAAAAUUUCAUAAUUAAUUGGACAGUUUAAAUAUACCAUAAACAAUUUAAAUUGGGCAAUUUAAAAGUAGCCAUAUCAGAAUCCAUAUCCAUAUCUAUAGUCAUAUAAAUGCAAGUUUAUUUGCAAGAUCCCUGAAAGAAAAAUUUUAGCAUUACCAACAACCUCCCCACCCACAUGAGAAAACUAGACAAGUCCUGGUGUGUUUAAAUUAGGUAAGCAAAACUUAGUUACGUGGACAUUUAAAGUUUCCUUCUGGUGAAUCAUUCCUUUGCAAGAGGUUGAAAUCUCUGCGAUAUUGACUAAAAGGUCACAAUUUAUGGAAUGUCUAAGACUUUGUUCAUGGAAACGUAAUCAUAAUCAGAUGGUUAGAAAUAUUGACAGUUUAGCACUUGCUGGAAUAAAUGGAGGGACAAACUUCCGUAUUGUAAAUUCUUGACCUGCAUGUGUUUUCUUUACCCCAGCUCAUUCCUUACAUGCGGGCCCAAUCUUCUCAGUAUUUGAGUUCCUGGUUCAGCAGAAACCAGGAAAAACAAUCAUCAGAAUGUUAUCCAACUAUAUAUUGUUUACUUUAUUGUAAAUAUUGGUUAAUAGUGGUCAAUAGUUUAUAUUCAAAAGGAUAAACAAAAAUCAAAGGCUAAAGGAAAAUAUCUACUAACCUAAAAAUUCUAUACCCAGAGAAAGUAUCGUUCAAAAAUGAAAGC